GGAGGUGUGGCCAUCUCAGAUCUCAGCUGCAGUGAAAUGUCUUUCGAUCGAGCUUUCGAUGCUUUCUUGUCAUCUCCUCCAACAAUAAAGGAACUAACGGGGCAUGUUGAUGCUAGUACUAACUGGUACAUAAUUGGUACAAUGCUUGACUUGGAUCAGAAACGAUUGAGAAGUAUUGAAGCACUAGCUGGCCACACUGACACUCACAAGAUGAUAGAGAUGUUCAAUCUAUGGCUGACCACUACUCCUACUGCUAGUAGGAGGCAAGUGUUAGAUGUAUUGAGAAUAAGAGUAGUGGGAGAGAAUACACUCGCUGAUGAAUAUGAAAAGCAUUUGAAAGAAUUGCAUGAAACUAUUUAUAUGUCACCAUCCACUGAAGCAGUUUCUAUUCUUCAAAGGAAUAUUGAAUCAUUGAAUGAAGCUCUUGUCUCUCCUGUACAAGUGUCUCAACUGUUAUACUGUAAGAGAUGUAUAAGUGAAGCUACUCUGGAUGAAAUGGAGAGGAUAGAUCAGAGGAGGUCACUGGAUGACAAGAAGACCACUCUAUUGACUGCCAUGCAAGAAACAGUGUCUAGCGACUACAGGAAACUUAAAGAUAUUGCUACAGUGCUGUCUGAUGUUGAACAAACAAGAGAUAUAGCCAAUGAAAUCAUGACCAAAUAUGAAGAGACAAUUCCUCAAGAGGAUGAUAGUACAGUAGUACAACCACAGGAGGUAGUAGGUGGUAAUGAAGAUCGUGCUAGUGAUAUAUUGAGGAAUAAUUACAGUGCUCUCUCUCAGUCAAUUACUGAACCAGUUCGUGUGGCAAAGUGGCUUCAUGAAGAGGUUAACCUCAUCUCUGAUGAGGAUCUAUCUUGUGUCAUGUCUACCAGUAGAGCAGUUCUCCUCAAAGCUGUACGAGAUGCUGUUCACUCCAAUUACAAACACCUGGAGUUGUUUGUUACUGUAUUGAGGAAGUUCUCAGAGACUACUCAUAUUGGAGAUACUAUCUUUGAAGAAUACAGAAAGCAUUUUUGCUAUUAUGAUGAUGAUGUUGAAGAGAGUGAAUGUUACUUGUCAUCCAGAUCCACAUCUAAUCCAGAAAGUUCAUCAUUUGUCGACAGAGAAAUUGAUAAACAUGGUGAUCAUAAAAUCCUCUUCCCUCAUUAUAUGAAGAAAAAGUUUCAAGUCAUGAGAAUGAAGUUUGGCUCUACAUUUUUUCAAGUCCGAAGAAUUUUUGCAAGAAUGAAAAGCGUUAAUAUUGAUGAAGUCAAGGACCUUAUUAGUGACUGGUUUUCUGAUCUGAAGCCUCAGCUUUCUGAUAAGAAGACAAUUAAUGACGUUUUGAAUGUACUAAAGAGGAAGUGCAGUAUCAUUAACUUACAUCCUCUUGAAAAUUUAGCCUCUGAGUUGAACAUAGAAGAGGCUGAGCCAAUCAUUAAGUUAUACAAAGAGAAAGCUAAGGAUUUCUGCAUGUCAAUAUCAGUGAGUCUUUGCCUUGGUGAGGAGCUACAGGCAGUUGCUACUUCAUCUUGCCUUUUAUGUGAAACAGUUGUAUUUAUCUUCAACUGGGAUCCUGAUGAACAUACACUGCAGGAUAUCAAUGAUGUGUUGUUGGAGUUGGAGCCACUUAAUAGAUUUAAGUACCACUUACAGAUUGAUAAAGUAGACCUAGUUGAUAAUGAUCAAUCAGUUGUAGAUCUAUUUAAACAAACACAGACGUCAUUAACAUCAGGUGAUAUUGAUGACUUAAAUAAAGAAAUUAAAGCGAAAGAUCAAGAGAUUGAAAAUUUUAAAGCUAUUAUUAGAGAAAAAGAGAUGAAAUCAGACACUGAAGUUAUGGAUUUACAAUAUACCCUCAAAGAUAAAGAAGAAAAGAUGACUGCUGUCAUAAAAAAAUAUGAGUUUGUUCAACAACAAUUAAAUGCAAAGGAUGAUGAGGUCAAUGCACUCACUAGUGAGUUAGCAUCAGUUAAAGAAUUAUCAGAGAGUCAGCUACAACAAAUAGAAAAAUUAAAAUUAAGACUUGAAGAGAGUCACAAGAUCAUUGAUGAAAAAGAUUCAGAGUUUGACUCAAUGCAAAAAAAAACUGAUGAAGACAAAUGAAGGUACAUGAGGAUUUUCUAUAUAAUUAAAAAUGUUGUAUACAGCAACUUGUAAUGUUAUUACAUCAUUUGACCCAUCUCAACAAAAACUAGAUAUAACAAAAGCUGUUGAUGUUUUGAAUGCUUUAAAGUUAUUUGAUACUAAGAAAUGGAAAACAUUAGGACUUAAUUUGGGACUUUAUUUAACAACGCUAAAUAAAUUUACUGAAGAUCACUUGACAAAUACAGUUGGAGCUUGGUUGAGUUGUGAAGAUGAUGUUAUGGAAAAAGGAGGAGCGACUUGGCAAAACUUGAUCAAAGCUGUUGAAGAUACUGGUGAUAAAGCUACAGCUGAAGAAAUUCGCAAAAAAUUGUAACUAAAAUAGUCAAAGUUUCAAAAUGCAUUAUAGCAUAAUUUUUGUACUUCUCUUUAUUAAUAUGAUUGCUAAUUUCCAA
Messenger RNA from Amphimedon queenslandica, 2519 nucleotides. RefSeq lists its product as uncharacterized. The transcript is spliced from 11 exons. Lineage: Eukaryota; Metazoa; Porifera; Demospongiae; Haplosclerida; Niphatidae. Bases 37 to 2085 code for a protein of 682 amino acids. The record is from RefSeq and is a predicted model, not a curated record.